AAAAAGAGAGGGAACAUUGCGCCCUUCGCGUGAGAAUGCGUAAAAAUAAACUGCGUGCAUUUAAAAAAAAAUUAGAUCAAAUCGCGCCUUUGGGUGACAGUCGGAGGCAAGAGGCUGCACGGCACAUGAUUGACGGCGGGGUUUUUGGUGUUUCUCUCUGCGGUCGUGCUUCUCAUUGGCUGACAACGAACCCCCGACCAAGGAUGCGGCCACGAGAUUGGCUGCGCGUCCCCUCCAGCUGUACUUCAAAGAACACGUUCGCUACAACUAGGUAGUGUCGGGGUAGCAGCGAGCCAAGAGAGAGAAACAAACCCGUGUGACCCGAGUCACAACGCGGUGAAAUCUCAAUCACAUUGGAGUCAUACAGCCUCGACACCGCGGACAUUCUCGGCGCUGCACAGAUCCCGGAUAUGGCUACGUCUAUACUGGGGGAAGAGCCACGGUUUGGAACUACACCCCUCGCAAUGCUGGCUGCAACCUGCAACAAAAUCGGCAACACCAGUCCUCUGACAACUUUGCCAGACUCCAGUGCUUUUUCCAAAGGCGGAUUUCACCCUUGGAAAAGAUCCUCCUCCAGCUGCAACCUGGGCUCCAGCCUUCCCGGUUUCACGGUGGCGACGAGCCGAGCCUCAACUGGACUGACGCCGACCAGCGGCGCGGGCAACAGCGCCUUCUGCUUAGCCUCCACCUCGCCGACUUCCUCCGCGUUUUCCACCGAAUACAGCGGUCUGUUCUCCAACUCUGCCGGCGUCACGACGCAGGACUCCGGCCAGUCCGCCUUCAUCUCCAAAGUGCACACGUCGGCGGAGACUCUGUACCCGCGGGUGGGGAUGGCGCACCCAUACGAGUCGUGGUACAAGUCCGGCUUCCACUCCACCAUCUCCGGCGACGUCGCCAACGGCGCAUCCUCGUGGUGGGACGUCCAUAGCAACCCCGGGUCGUGGCUGGACGUGCAGAACCCCGCCGGCACACUCCAGACCUCGCUGCACUCCGGGACGCCCCAGGCCAUCCACUCACAGCUCAGCGGCUACAACCCGGACUUCUCCUCGCUGACGCACUCGGCGUUCAGCUCCACCGGGAUCAGCCCGUCCGCGUCUCACCUGCUGUCCACCAGUCAGCACCUGUUAACGCAGGACGGCUUCAAGACAGUCAUUCCCACUUACACGGACGCUUCCGCCGCCAACGCCAUGAUUUCAGGCGGCACUUCAGGAAUAAGUAGCUCAUCCCGGUCCUCCAGGCGGUACUCCGGCAGAGCGACGUGUGACUGUCCGAACUGCCAGGAGGCCGAGCGGCUGGGGCCCGCGGGGGCCAGCCUACGGAGGAAGGGACUGCACAGCUGCCACAUCCCGGGCUGCGGUAAAGUCUAUGGGAAAACAUCCCACCUGAAGGCGCACUUGAGGUGGCACACCGGCGAGCGGCCUUUUGUGUGCAACUGGCUUUUCUGCGGCAAAAGGUUCACUCGGUCCGACGAGCUUCAGAGACACCUGCGCACCCACACCGGCGAAAAAAGGUUCGCCUGUCCGGUGUGCAACAAGCGCUUCAUGCGCAGUGACCAUUUGAGCAAGCACAUCAAAACGCACACGGCGGGCGGAGGGGGCAAAAAGGGCAGCGACAGUGACACCGACACCAGUAACCUGGAGACCCCGAGGUCCGAAUCCCCAGAACUUAUUUUAGAGGGGGUGAACCCCAGAAUUACAGUUAAGGAUCCGUCUCCUCAUGACGAACCGUGAGGUUUAAUUCUCCAAAACAAACAACAGACAGCAGCUUAUUAAAUAAACUGCACAAUGAAAACGGGUCCAAUUUUACAGACUUUAAAAAAAAGGGGGAAAAAACAUUUCCAAAAGCAACUGCAAAAUUUUAAAAAUAUAUAUAUUCUUCUCUGGCGUGAUGAGUAUGUCAUUCGUAAAUUCAUCCUAAAGAAAACUUUAAUUUACUGUAGGAAUAUUUGGGAGGGGGAAAAAAAUGAAAAGGAUGUUGAGAAAAUGCUGCGCCAAACCCUGUUGAACUUUGCUUGGACAGUGUUGUAUAUUGACGACUUAAAAAAAAAAAAAAGAAAACAAACAAAAAAAAAAUCAAGUGUGUUAUUUUUUAAUGUAAAUGUUAUAGACUCUGAUUGUUUUCUUCGUGUUGGUAUCCUGAAAAUCAGGGAGUUUUGCUUUUCGACGCACUUUUGUGGAUAUGUAUGUAACACAGCUUUUCAAAACUUCUGUUUAUCAUUUUUUUUUAUUAUUUCUUUGCUAAAAAAAUAAUUAUCUAUAUAUAAAUGUUUACCUGUAUAAAGUCACACGUAUAAAACCUUCAUUUAUCGUAAUUAAAACAUGUUUAAAACA
Xiphophorus hellerii (green swordtail) is the source of this 2330-nucleotide messenger RNA. It is a transcript of the gene sp9, whose product is annotated as sp9 transcription factor. The coding region runs from base 411 to 1730 and encodes 439 amino acids. Gene Ontology annotation, molecular function: DNA-binding transcription factor activity, RNA polymerase II-specific; RNA polymerase II cis-regulatory region sequence-specific DNA binding. Gene Ontology annotation, biological process: regulation of transcription by RNA polymerase II. The record is from RefSeq and is a predicted model, not a curated record. NCBI's taxonomy places the organism in Eukaryota, Metazoa, Chordata, Actinopteri, Cyprinodontiformes, Poeciliidae. The transcript is spliced from 2 exons.